CUCGCGCGGCUCAGGCAAACGCCACCACACCACCCGUCCGUCGGAAUCCACCUUCCCGAAGCCUCCCGCACCAGGUCGCGUCGGUGGCGCUCGGCCGCCUCCAAAUCCACGUCCAGACGCCCAAGCUCCCACCCGCAGACACGCUCCGCCCAAUUCCCAACCACCUCCACAUCGACCAAACCGAUGGAGCAGCAAGGGAGCCAGAACGCGCAGGAGCCGCUCCCCUGCGCCAACAACUGCGGCUUCUUCGGCUCCCCGGCCACGCGCAACCUCUGCUCCAAGUGCUUCCGGGACAGCCUCCGCCGCGCCGAGGCCCAGGCGGCUUCGGUGGCCGCGACCGCGACGGACGCGCUCACCACCUCUUCUUCUUCGGCCGCGGCGUCUGCGGGUCCCGAGCCGGCGACAGCGGCAGCGACGGAUCAGGAGGUGGGGAAGGGGAAGAGCGGCCGGUGCGCGGCGUGCGGCAGGAAGGUGGGGCUGAUGGGGUUCGAGUGCCGGUGCGGCGGCGUCUUCUGCGGCGCGCACCGGUACUCGGACCGGCACGGCUGCGGCUACGACUACAGGGGCGCCGGCCGCGACGCCAUCGCCCGCGCCAACCCCGUCGUCAGGGCCGACAAGCAGGUCGACAAGCUCUGAGCAGCGCGCUCGCAGGUCGCAGCAAAUCAUCACUGGCAUGGCUGCUCGAUCGAAUUAAUGGCCGUGUGUGGCACAUACUCAGUAUGCGUGAUUGAAGCCUUGUCGAUUGGAAUUAGCGUGAACAUCUCUGUGGCUCUUUGCUAGUUCAUGAUGUAUUUCUAGUUUGCUACUUGCUACUAGUGCAGUUGCUUGCCAAAGAUGCUCGGCUUCGUGUGUUUCGUGCCCAGAAGCAUGUCGCCCUGCGGUGCCAACCAGCCAAUCGAGUUGAUGGCAGUUGACUCCCCAAGUAGCAGCAACCGCGUAUACGGUUGUUAUUCUGGUGA
Panicum hallii is the source of this 959-nucleotide messenger RNA. RefSeq names its product zinc finger A20 and AN1 domain-containing stress-associated protein 2-like. Lineage: Eukaryota; Viridiplantae; Streptophyta; Magnoliopsida; Poales; Poaceae. Bases 184 to 636 code for a protein of 150 amino acids. The transcript has a single exon. The record is from RefSeq and is a predicted model, not a curated record. Gene Ontology annotation, molecular function: zinc ion binding; DNA binding.